CGCUCACCAAAGCAGUUACAUUUCAAAUUCAAACGGACGGAAACAGCGGAUCAAAAGGGAGACUGAGUGAAGAUACGGAUUUGUUUUCAGCUGAGUAUGUCAAGACUGCCAGUCAUGUCGUCGAAGAGAGUUCUCACCAGCAGCAGCUCUGAGAAUGCCCUGGACAUGGCUCCUCUUCAGAAGAGAAUGCGUAAAGACCAGGAGCCCCACAAACCUCAGGCAKCUGCAACCAUCAUAGGUGACAAGCGGCCCGCUGCUGCUGCAGCAGCCAGAGCUCCACYCUACAGACCACUCAGAGGUGCAGGAGCUGCCACAGUGGCUGCUGGCCCUUCCAGAGGGUUCGUGAGGCCGGUUGCAGCUUCCACUGCUCCCAAAGCCGCCAGCGUUAAACUACCUGCUGGAGCAAAACCUGGUGUGACUGGAGCCACCCGCCGCAAGCCAUGGGACCUGAAAGGGAAAGUCAAUGACAUGAAGGGUAAGAUCCGCAACUACCAGACCAAGUACAGGUCUGUAAACGAGGAGAACGAGGCGCUGAAGGACUCCGUGGCUCAAAGUCAAACCAAAGUGUCUGAGCUGGAGCAGGAAGUCGAGGGACAGAAGAGAAAAAUCRGUGAGUAUGAGGCGGAGCUGCAGAUGUUGUCUGGAGUUCWGAAUCAGCUUGAAGAAACUCAGAGAGAGAAGAACWUCCUCCAGAAGGAGCUCUCCAAUUUGGAGCAGAAAUACAAGGUCAUGGAGACGSUGCGGGACAGCCAGGAGACGGAGCUGCAGACUCUGAAGGUAAAGCUGAUCCUGCUCCGACCUGCUGGUUCUGGAUCGGUUCAAACGCCUGAAGAAUACGUUACUAUAACAACCACUCCUAGUUUAAAGGGUCAAAUGUUUAGAGAAYUGARAAGAUAUGAUUUUUGUUUAUGA
Messenger RNA from Poecilia reticulata (guppy), 912 nucleotides. The record is from RefSeq and is a predicted model, not a curated record. NCBI's taxonomy places the organism in Eukaryota, Metazoa, Chordata, Actinopteri, Cyprinodontiformes, Poeciliidae.